Sclerotinia sclerotiorum 1980 UF-70 is the source of this 2865-nucleotide messenger RNA. RefSeq lists its product as hypothetical. NCBI's taxonomy places the organism in Eukaryota, Fungi, Ascomycota, Leotiomycetes, Helotiales, Sclerotiniaceae. The coding region runs from base 1 to 2865 and encodes 954 amino acids. The transcript is spliced from 3 exons. The record is from RefSeq and is a predicted model, not a curated record.
AUGGCUUAUAGUGCUCUUGAUCAAACAGAUCAUGAUAAAGAUCAUCAUGAUGACCACGAAAUAAGCUCUGCUUCUUCUAAUUCUCCAUUCCAAGGCCUUUUACCAAGUCAUCUAUUUUUAGAUGCGCAGAAUAGCGAUACGAGCCACAGCCAAACAUGGUCUCCAGAGAACCCACAGAGUCUCAGUCAAAUGGUACAAUCGAUUACCUCGAAAAGUACGAAAACGAGUGCCAGUUAUGAUAUUUUAGAGGAGGACGAUUACGAGGAGCACGAGGUAGAACGAGAGCAAACGUCUCCCUCACUGGCGCUAUCACCAGAAAGGAAGAACGUCACAUUACGAGAGGAAUCUCCACCGGAGAAACCCCUAGUCGUGAGCAUUCCACGGCCCCUUCCACGACAAAAUACAGCCACAAGGUCGUCCAACAAUACAACCUCUCCUAUAUCACCUCGUGCAGUAUUCCCAAUAGAACCUGCGUCCAUUGUUCGUACAGCAUCAGGUCACAGCAUUGCCUUACGACAUCCGACCCCCGACCUACAGACGCUGCAAGGGGCUUAUGUAGGGAAUAUUGAUAAAUUAGAAAGGACAGCAGAACGAUUGAGUAUGACCUCCUCUAUUGACGAUGCCAUUCGAGAACUCCAUAUGGAGCAGAAGCGCUCUGAUAGUCGCCGAUCAUCAAUUCUGUCCCAGCUUAACGAAAUGCCGCAAGUGUCGAGAGAAGUUUCCAAUCCCAGUUCCAUCAUCGAAUUGAAUAAUGCAGCGAGGUCGGGAGGCUAUUCGCCAGCCGGAUAUAUGAUGUCUCCAAAAGGCUCUUUCUCUACUACUACACUAGCAAGAUCCGCGUCGAAGAGCUCGAGGUUCGGGAAUCGACCAGAACCAGAAUUAGAAGGAAGACCAUUGGAUUCAUUCGUCAAUAUAUCGUUUCCAUCACUUGUUGAUAAUCCAACGCCUUCAAUUGCGGAACAAGAUGAACGUUCUGCGACCUUAACACGACCAGCUGCCGACAACUUCGGCACAGAAAAUAUGGCAGAGAGUAUGGCAGAGAAUAUGACAGAGAAUGUGGCAGAGAAUAUGGUAGAACAGGUCAACAAUUCUAGGCCUCAAACCUCAACAUCAACCAACACAUUUGACCAGGCAGAGCGAAUGUUUGCAGAUUUUGAUGGAGUUCAUUCUGCACCUCUGAGAACAUCUUUCGACUACGGCUUGGAGGGGCAAAGCAGUGCUAUGGAGUUGAAAGACCAGUCAGCUGUUGCUACGUUGGAUAGUAUCCUCGAUGCCUCUGCGCAUGCUCCUGUCACCGCAUUUGUAGACCAUGCAAUUGCCGGACAUCUUGGCUCCGAGGUGUAUGGAAAAUCGCAUCAACGAAUCAAGAGCAACACCCAAUUAUUGACGCCGGAUAAGCAAGACAAGCAAGAUGGUUCAAAGAAACGGACGAGUUCAUUCAACUUUCUAUUGGGUCGUCGGGGAAGUAGUAAUAAUUUACUGGGAGAUAAUGACAAACGUGCUGCCUCAAUGACCAACAUUCAGGUAGAAAGAAAGGCGACGAGAUCUCCCAUCGAAGACGACGAAGAUGACAUCAAUAACAAGGACACAACACCUUUACGACAUACGCGCGGAGUCAGUGGUGCUACGGACCUCAUACGAGCCGAGGAAGGUGAAGUAGAAAACGAAGAGGAUGAGGGUCAAAGGGACGAUGAAAUUUACCACGGUCCACCAACCACACUUCUUGCCGAACUGCAGUUGCGCAAGCAGCAGCAAAAGAUUCGGACUCGGCCCCCAGUAAAUGUCAAUGGCAUGCAGUCUACAUUACUCCAGAUGGAUACUGUUCUACAAAGGCAACAGCAAUCCAGGAAACAAAAGCGGGUCAACCUAGCAUGGCAAAUUGGUAACAAUGACGAUCCAGAUGCUGAAGAAGACGAGGACGUUCCCUUGGCCAUGUUGAAUGUAACAAGAGCCCAUGCUCAAGAAACCAAUCGGCCGCUCGGUUUAAUGGAGAAACGUAGUCCUGCUCUGGAAGAGGAUGAAGGAGAAACACUCGCACAACGCAUCCGUCGUCUGAAAGAGCGAGGGGGCACAGCAACUGGGUUGCCGGCUACGCGACCUGUCAGCGGCGAUUUUGCAUCUGAGCUGAUGAGUCAACUCGGUGGAGAUCUAAUGAAUGAUGAUGGCAAGGGCAAGGAAAAUGAAAUCUUGACAGCUCCAGUCAAUGAAGAAGAGGAAACCUUGGGUCAGAGACGCAAACGUCUCCAAGCAGAGCGUGAAGCUCGUGAAAAAGAAGUCGGCACUGCUGGUGAUGCAGAAGUAGUCCCGGAGCCUUUAGUCAUUAACAAAAUGAAUAGUAUGGCAGACAUUCUCUCCUCUCACCCAGCUGCCGGCGCAAGCCGAAAUUCCUCUUUUAGCAAACCAUCCCGACCCGCCGCUGGUCUUCUGGGGAUACAUGAGAAGCAAAGCCAGCUAAGAGCUACCACAAUCAACAAUCUGAUCACACAACAAAACUCGGCUCCUCGUCGUGUCCAUAGUGGCACGCAUAAUGAUCCCUAUGCCCAAGGACAGGCUGGUAUGAUAAGACCACACACUUCAAGCUACAAUCUUCACAACAGCACACUUUUAAGUAGUGGUUACCCCCAAUUCGCUCAACAAGCCUCUAUGAACCCUAUGACGGCCCAAUAUGGAAAUGCAUACCCUAACAUGGCAUAUCAACACACCAUGUCUAUGGGUGGCUAUAAUAACAUGAUGCCAAUGCAGAUGCAGAUGCAAAACAUCCACACAAACCCCAUCACUGGCAUGCACACUGGGCCUGGUGGCGAACCGCUCAAUCAGGGACAACUUGACAUGGUCGAGCGAUGGAGACAAAGUGUAAUGCACUAA